Oryzias latipes (Japanese medaka) is the source of this 3582-nucleotide messenger RNA. It is a transcript of the gene anks6, whose product is annotated as ankyrin repeat and sterile alpha motif domain containing 6. Gene Ontology annotation, cellular component: cytoplasm. Gene Ontology annotation, molecular function: protein binding. NCBI's taxonomy places the organism in Eukaryota, Metazoa, Chordata, Actinopteri, Beloniformes, Adrianichthyidae. Gene Ontology annotation, biological process: innate immune response. The record is from RefSeq and is a predicted model, not a curated record.
UUAUGUUGUGAAAGUUUUUAUAGGAGUAAGAAUCUUAAGCAAGAAGUAACGGAACCGGGCAGUACCAGACCGGUGGGUUUUAAGAAAGUCGUUUUGGAUUAAGAUGUUGGCAGCGGUUAAAAAGAAAUUAGUCAAAGUAACUUUUGGGGCGAAAACAAGAGAUUUUUACAAUAAAGUUAACUCACAGCAGUAAAGUUAGCUGUGAGUCAAGAUUUCUAAAAUAAGGCCAAGUAACGGGGACGUUUUGCAUCGUAUUGUCGCUUAUGAAACAAUUUGAAGUUAAUUUGAGGCGGAAUAACAUCAAGGACAGGCAUGAAUUUCGGCGUCCCCGCUCAUUCUCUGCUUCUCUUUCGUGCCUGUGAUGAUGGGGACUAUGAAACGGCUCGGAGUAUCCUGGAACCCGGAGCCUCCAAGGAGUCCGGGCGGCAGAGCAGGCUGCGGUCGGAAGCGGGGUCGGAGUGUGCCGCUGCGGACAUGUUGUCUCUGGUACCGGUGGACUGCACGGACGAGGAGGGGAACACCGCCCUGCAGUUCGCGGCGGCCAGCGGCCACGAAAACCUAGUCCGGUUCUUGCUGCGGAAGGGCGCUUCAGUGGACAGCCGCAACAACUACGGCUGGACGCCGCUGAUGCAGGCGGCGAGGUUUGGUCACCUGCCUGUGGCCCACAUUCUGCUGGAAAACGGGGCAGAGAUCAACGGGCGGAACCGGCUGGGAGCCAGUGUUCUGACCAUGGCGGCCCGCGGGGGCCACGUUCAUGUGGUCAAACUGCUCCUGGAAAGCGGCGCCUUCGUUGAUGACUAUGAUCACCUCGCUCCUGUGGCAGACGAAGCCUCCAACGGCAACAACAACAACAGCACGGUGAGCUUCGGAGCUGGGGAGGGCUGUCCUGGAGGUGGCAGAGAGUUCAUGGACAUCACAGCGCUGAUGGUGGCGUCGCAGCACGGCCACGAAGCCACUGUGCAUUUGCUGCUAGAAUUUGGCUCUGAUGUCAACUUUUCCCAGAAGGCAACGGGCUGGGGGCCACUGAUGUUAGCCACGUUGAGUGGAAAGGUGGCUGUGGCUCAGCAGCUGGUGGAGCACGGAGCCGACCCGGACCGGAUCAACGUUCUGUCCAAGACUGCCUUUGAGCUCGCCAUGCAGUUAAAACAGAGGGACAUCAAGGCCUAUCUGGACUCCAUCACCACUGUCAGACCUCAGACAGACGACUUGCGGAGGAGACCCGAUGUGUUCAACGCUCUCAAGCUGGGAAACUCCCAGCUUGUGAAAGAGAUCCUGGAGGAGGACCCGGCUCAGGUGAACUCCUCUAACCAGGAGGGAGCGACGCCGCUCAUGAUAGCUGCAGUGAGCGGUCAGCUGGAGGUGGUGCAGCUGAUGGUGGAGAAGAACGCUGACAUAGACAAACAGGACGGCGUUCAUGGGUGGACCGCCUUAAUGCAGGCCACCUACCACGGCAACAAAGAGGUGGUGAAGUACCUGCUGAGUCAAGGCGCUGACGUCAACCUUCGAGCCAAGAAUGGAUACACAGCCUUUGAUCUGGUUAUGCUGCUCAAUGAUCCGGACACUGAGCUGGUCCGCCUCCUAGCGUCGGUGUGCAUGCAGGUUGACAAGGACAAGUCGAAGCAGCGCGGUAAGGCGCUCAUUGCGAUCUCUAAAAGCAGACAGCCUUUUGCCUCCAUCCCUGCGCCCCCUGAUGACAAGGGGGGCCUUAAGUCCUGGUGGAGCAGGAUGUCCAAUCGCUUCCGGCGGCUGAAGCUGACUCACACUUUGAGGAGCGGCCUUUCUGGCGGCCGCCUGGCUCUGUUCGCCGAUGACGCAGAGGCUGCGUUGGAUGCCACCAUGAAGGCGGAUGCAAAGGCUGCGGCUGGCUCUAACGGUGUGGUGACGCCUCCUUCUCCGCUGGGAGCAAACGAGGCCGGCGGCGUCUGGGCUGUCAAGACCAAAGAUGCUCCUCAUUGCAGAGCAUCUUCAGAAAAGGAAGACCCUCUAAUAACCACAAUGCUCAGAAGCGGUGCGCCACUAACCCGACUGCCGAAUGACAAACUGAAAGCCGUCAUUCCUCCUUUUCUGCCUCCGUCCAACUUUGAACCGUGGAACUCGGACCGCCCGCGCCUUCUUAGAGAGGGGAAGAGCGAAGCGCCUCGCCUGCCCAUGCCGCCGCAGAGGAAACUCACCAGCAGCGGGAACUCUGACAUUACAUCCAUCAGUCGUGUGGUGAACAGGUCUUUUAAGUUUCCCAGCAUCUCCAAAGGUCCCUCCUCCUCUUCUCCCUCCAACUCUGGUCACUACCACUCCCCCCACUCCUCUGGAGGCUCUAAUGGAGUCGCGGGGCUCAACCGGGACUCUCACAACCGCUCAGGGGGCAGCGCAGACAAUGUUCUGUCCCAGAUAGCAGCUCAGCGCAAAAAAGCAGCAGGCCUGAUGGAGGGGAAGACCCAAACUGCAGAGAAACAGCCCAGUCAGAGCCAACCUCCUCCACCCACCUCCGUCCCUGACAUCAGCCUGCCCGACAUCCCCGCAAACCCCAGCCUGGUUGCUUCUGACAUCCACUCCCGGAGGAAGAUGGAUCUGAAAAAGAGACCUCAGUCUGGAAAUUCCUCAACUUCUAAGAGCACAUCGCCCACUUUGACGCCGUGUCCCUCCCCGACCCCCAAGAUUCACGCCGGCCCGGGGGACUCGCUGUCCUCAACCUCCUCCCACCCACGCUCCAAGAGCAGCGGCGGCUCGAGCAGUGGAACCAUCACAGACGAAGAUGAACUGUCCAGUAUUUUAAAGAAACUGUCCCUAGAGAAAUAUCAGCCUAUUUUUGAGGAGCAAGAGGUCGACAUGGAGGCGUUUCUGACUCUAACAGACGGGGACCUGAAGGAGCUCGGCAUCAAAACAGACGGUCCCAGACAACAGAUCCUAGCAGCUAUAUCAGAGCUCAACGCUGGAAAGGGCAGAGAAAGGCAGAUUCUUCAAGAAACGAUCCACAACUUCCAGUCCUCCUUUGGUAGCAGCGCUAGCAACCCCAGGAAGCCAGGACAACCCCGCUCACCGACAACCUGGAUGAGACAGCAGGUGGGCUCCUCCAGCAAGAGGUGACCUGGCAAGGGAAGUUCAGCAAAGGUACCACAAGAAAGAGGAUUCCUUCCAAAGACUCUGACUGAGGGAAGAUGGGAGACUGAGCUGUCAAAUGUUGGCACCCUGAUCCCUCCACUAUGUCGUGAGGCAAACUACGUUUGUGUCAUAUGAAGGGAGCCGUCACAUGUAAUGCCAAGCGCUGGGAGUGUGAGGUGUUGACAGGCCUCCUCCUGGGAGAAGAGACUGAGAUUUUCUGUCAACAAGCUGCAUCCGAUUUCACAUAAAAAACAGAUUUUGUUAAUAAUCUUAUGUAAAGUCAUAUUCUGUCCUAUACUUUUGAUCCAUUGUAAAAAAAUCUUUCCAGUGGUCUUUUAAUUAUGAUUAUUCUGUUUUGAACCCAAAUAAAAGAAAAUCUGUGUUGUUUUCUAGGACAUAGUUUCUGCAGAGCGGUAGUAGUUCAUUAGACAUUGAUCACAGAUGACGUAAAUUAUUGAGAAAUGUUAUUAAAUGGCGAUUAGAACA